This is a messenger RNA of Saccostrea cuccullata (small rock oyster), 1758 nucleotides long. RefSeq lists its product as uncharacterized. The transcript has a single exon. Lineage: Eukaryota; Metazoa; Mollusca; Bivalvia; Ostreida; Ostreidae. Bases 1 to 1731 code for a protein of 576 amino acids. Gene Ontology annotation, molecular function: zinc ion binding. The record is from RefSeq and is a predicted model, not a curated record.
AUGGCACAAUCCAAACCAAGAAUACCAGACACACCCCAACACUUUUUAGAAUGUGACAUGAAAGACUGUGAGAGAAACUGUCAAUAUUACUGCAAUCCUUGCCACCAACAGAUGUGUGAACAAUGUAGAGAUGAACAUCGAAGAAAUCCAAAAACAAAAACCCAUGAAGUGGUCCAAUACCAACUACGAAAACGUCAACUUCCUGUUAAGAAAUGUGAGAUUCACCCCACUAAGGAUAUAGAUCUUCUCUGUGAAGAAUGUAAAAUCCCUUUAUGUUCUAAGUGUGCUACCACUCCAGAACACAGAGGCCAUCCCUUCAAUGAUUUAGAGACUAUCUAUGCUGAGAAGUUCUCAUUCUGUCUAGAAGAAAUUACCAAAUCGCGGGAGUAUUUUCUGCCAACAUCACAAGACAUACAAAAAGAAAUUAAAGGAGAUGCCACAGAAAUCAAGAAGGUUAUAGACAACAUAAGAACCUCCAUGAAUUCUGAAGCCGAGUCCCUUAAAAGUCUGAUGGAUGAAGUGCAUUCAGAGAACAUGAAGCAGCUGGACCAGAUAGAACACUCAUUGCUUGAAGAUUUAAAAACCCAGGGAAAAACAUUUGAUGAAUACAUCAAACACCUCAAAAACCUAAUUAAGGAGUUUCAGGAUUUUCUCUCCUCACCAGAUCCCACAAAAUUAACUCUGACACUCUCUUUGGUGGAUAUGAAAAUCCAACCAAUACCAGAGACGACAAAACCAGUAACACCAGUAUUUACUGCUGGUCAGUAUGGCAAAGAGGAUGUUGCCAAAUUACUGGGGAAUAUAAGCAUUCCUGAGAUAAAACCAGAAACAAGGAAAAUAAAGCUAAUGGAAAUUUCAUCUGCCCUUACACCAAAGAAACCGACAAGUAAACAGUUAAAAUCUGACAAAGGGAAAUCUAAAGUGAAACAAACACUGUCUCUAUCUUCCUCUGUCACCGAGGUCAGGGAGUUCAGUGUGCCAGGUGUUGACAAUGUGUUUCAUAUGUCACUAGAUCAGUCAGGCAGACUCUGGGUCAGUGAUGGUAAUGGUAACCUUGUCCAAACAGAUCUUCAGGGAGAUCAGCUACAGAUGAUGCAAACCAGAACUGGAGAGGGUUACCACACAACGACACAGGACGGGGAUCUAAUCUUUACAGACUGUCACAAGAAUGUCAUCAAUAGGAUAACACUGGACAACAAUAUCACCGAAUUCAUUAAAACAGGAGACUGGUUUCCACUCAGCAUACACUCCUCCCACAUCAAUGGGGACUUACUGGUGGGGAUGUGGAAGGAUGAAGAGGGUAAAGUCACCCGGUACAACAAGACAGGGAAAGAACUACAGAACAUACAGAGGGAUAACAAAGGACAGGGACUGUAUAGUCAUCUACACUACAUAACAGAAAACAUCAAUGGAGAUAUCUGUACAUCAGACAAAACUGAAAAAAAGGCAGUAGUGGUGGUGAAUAAAUCAGGAAAACACAGAUUUUCCUACACAGGUCAGGAGUCAGGGUUCUCUCCCUAUGGAAUCUGUACUGAUGUCCUCGGUCACAUCCUGGUGUGUGACAAUCAAAGACUUCACAUUCUUGAUCAGGCUGGCCAGUUCUUGUCUCUACUAAUCAGACCAGGAUCAGGGAUUGAUCCCACCUGUGUGUGUGUGGAUGAUCAGAACAAUCUUUAUGUGGGAGAUUUCAGUACCAAUAGCAAAGUCUUAGUUUACAAGUAUCUUCAGUGAUUUGUAUUCUUAAAUCUAACAAACAUG